AGAGAGAGGCAAUCUGUAAUUAGCUACAUUUUUUUCUCUUUCUCUCUCUCUCUCUCUUCUUCUUUUCCCGCCGCUCAGAAAGGACUUACUCGUCGUUGCGCUCUUGUUUCCCCCUCCUCCAUGUCUGCAGGCUGUGGGAAGGAUAAGAUGCACCCCCCGUGGAGUUGCUCCACAACAAGAAUGUCACCCACUUCUGCUGGAGCUCAGUUUUAAGUAUUGAUCCGUUAUAUAUUGCGUGUGUUGACUUUGUUUUAUUGUGUAUUGCGUGGUGCAUUUCCAGCCCAAGCGGACACAGCUGAAGCCUUUUUUUUUCUUUUUCUGCGAGGCUUCGCCAUUCAACAAGCUGGCAGCGAGGCGAUGGGCACAGCGAGCUUCCAUCACGGACCGCGUCUCGGCUCUUGCGUAGCCCAGCUUGUUGAUUCUCCUCCCCGGUGACGAGCAAGAAUGGCUACGCUUUAAGAAAGUUCCCCCCCUUCCUCCCUAGCCCUCCGCUUCUGUCUUCCACUCGAUAUUUUAAAGUUAAACAUGGCUCGUCCAGUUCUGGGCUCUCUCUGGAGAGUGGUUUUCCUCACGCGGACUCUGCUGGACCUGACGCGGGCUCAGGAGACUUACGCGCCGCAUUCGGUCCGGACCGAGGGCCAGUUGACCAUCGGCGGACUUUUCCCCGUUCACGCCAGAGGGGUGGACGGUGCGCCGUGUGGGGACUUGAAGAAAGAGAACGGCAUCCAGCGGCUGGAAGCCAUGAUGUACGCCUUGGACCAGAUCAACCAGGACGAGCAACUCUUGCCCAACAUCACCCUCGGCGCCCGGGUGCUGGACACUUGUUCAAGGGAUACCUAUGCGCUGGAGCAGUCUCUAACUUUUGUCCAGGCCCUCAUCACCAAGGACACCUCGGAUGUGAGAUGCACCAACGGGGAGCCGCCGGUUUUCGUCAAGCCUGAAAAAGUGGUGGGCGUCAUCGGAGCCUCAGCGGGUUCGGUAUCGAUCAUGGUUGCCAAUAUCCUGCGCCUCUUCCAGAUCCCUCAGAUCAGCUAUGCGUCGACAGCUCCGGAGUUGAGUGACGACCGGCGCUAUGACUUCUUCUCAAGAGUGGUUCCUCCAGACUCCUUUCAGGCCCAGGCCAUGGUGGAUAUAAUUCGAGCGUUGGGAUGGAGUUACGUUUCCACCAUCGCUUCAGAAGGCAGCUAUGGAGAGAAAGGAGUGGAGGCCUUCACACAGCUCUCCAAAGAAGCAGGAUCACAGGGUGGAAUCUGCAUUGCCCAGUCUUUGAAAAUUCCUCACAACCCCAAGCUGGAGGAUUACGACAAAGCCAUUCAACAACUAUUGGAAACUCAACACUCCAGGGCAGUCAUCAUCUUUGCCAAUGAAGAAGACAUACGGGGAGUUCUGAAUGCCACUAAAAGGGCCAAUCACGUGGGCCAUUUCCUCUGGAUUGGAUCUGACAGCUGGGGAACCAAAAGCAGCCCCAUCCACCAGCUUGAGGAUGUAGCAGUGGGAGCGAUCACCAUACUGCCCAAGCGCUCCUCUAUCAAAGGGUUUGAUGAAUACUUCACCGCACUCACGCUAGAGAACAAUCGAAGGAACGUUUGGUUUGCUGAAUUCUGGGAGGAGAAUUUUAACUGCAGGCUUCUCAGUACAUCCAAGAAAGAAGACACCACUCGUAAAUGCACAGGUCAAGAGCGCAUCGGGAUCGACUCCAAGUAUGAGCAGGAAGGAAAAGUGCAGUUUGUGAUUGAUGCGUUGUACGCAAUGGCCCACGCGCUACACAACAUGCAGAGGGACCUGUGUCCCGACCAUCCUGGCGUUUGUCCACAAAUGGAGUCUGCUGAGGGCAAAAUUUUGCUCAAGUACAUCCGGAAUUCCAGCUUCAACGGCAGUGCUGCCACCCCGGUGGUCUUUAAUAAGAACGGUGAUGCUCCAGGACGCUAUGACCUGUUCCAGUUCCAGAUGACCAACUCCUCCAUGCCCGAGUAUAAGAGGGUAGGACAGUGGGUGGAGACCCUCCAGCUCAAGCUGGAGGAGCUUCAGUGGCCCGAUGGCGAACAGGAGGUGCCCAUCUCUGUGUGCAGUCUGCCUUGUAAGACCGGAGAGAGGAAGAAGAGGGUCAAGGGGAUGCCAUGCUGCUGGCACUGUGAGCUCUGUGAUGGCUACCAGUACCAGUAUGACGAAACCUCCUGCAGACUGUGUGCAUAUAACAUGAGGCCCGAACCGAACAGAACUGCCUGCCAGCCCAUCCCUAUCAUCAAGCUGGAGUGGCACUCCCCCUGGGCAGUCAUCCCCGUCUUCCUGGCCAUGCUCGGAAUCAUUGCCACCAUUUUUGUCAUGGCUACAUUUGUGCGCUACAAUGACACACCCAUUGUGCGCGCUUCGGGCCGAGAGCUGAGCUACGUGCUGCUGACCGGCAUAUUUCUGUGUUACAUCAUAACCUUUCUCAUGAUCGCCAAGCCUGACGUAGGCGUGUGCGCCUUCAGGAGGAUCUUCCUGGGUCUGGGUAUGUGCAUCAGCUACGCAGCGCUGCUCACCAAGACCAACCGCAUUUAUCGGAUUUUCGAGCAAGGAAAGCAGACGGUCACGGCCCCCCGCUUCAUCAGCCCAACGUCUCAAAUCGCCAUCACUUCCAGUUUGAUCUGCGUCCAGCUGCUGGGUGUGCUUGUGUGGUUUGCCGUGGACCCUCCCAACACCAUUAUAGACUAUGAUGAGCAGAAAACCAUUAACCCCAUGCUGGCCCGUGGCGUACUGAAGUGUGACAUUACAGACCUCCAGAUCAUCUGCUCACUGGGCUACAGCAUCCUGCUGAUGGUGACCUGCACCAUCUACGCCAUCAAGACCAGAGACGUACCAGAAGACUUCAACGAAGCCAAACCCAUCGGCUUCACCAUGUACACCACCUGUAUCGUCUGGCUGGCCUUCAUCCCUAUUUUCUUUGGCACGGCCCAGUCUGCUGAGAAGCUCUACAUUCAGACAACUACCCUUACCAUCUCCAUGAACCUGAGUGCCUCAGUAGCACUGGGCAUGCUCUACAUGCCCAAGGUGUACAUCAUUAUCUUCCACCCUGAGCUGAACGUACAGAAGAGGAAACGUAGCUUCAAGGCGGUGGUCACAGCCGCUACGAUGUCAUCACGUCUGUCCCAGAAGCCCAGUGAAAGACCCAAUGGAGAAGCCAAGACUGAGCUGUGUGAGAACCCUGCCACUGACCCCAUGAGUCAAGCAACCAAGAAAACAUACGUGAGCUACAACAACCUCAGGAUCUGAGGUGCCGGAGGGGAGAAACACUGCUUGUCCGUCAUUUGUGAUUGAAGAGAACGCUAGAGAAGCUCCACAGAAACGGGAGACGAGCGCAGGCAUCCCAGCACCACCUGCAGCACCAGUACACUCACACCGGGAUGGUGGACCGCAUCCCAACCCCAUCCAGACUUGAGAGAGACUAGCGGUGCUGUGGGCUGCUGAGGCCUCCUGUUGAAGCAAAGUGUUGACAUUAUUGACCCGGCCGACCCUGGCGGAGAACAAGCCGCCCGCUAAAAGGGUCACCAAGGACAGUGGAUCUGCUUACAAGAUACUUUCUUUUAAAAUGUCAUUAAAGCCAUAUUCUCUUGGGGUUCUCAUUAUCUGAUUUCUCUCCUGUACUGUUUCUAAGUGAUUUUUUUCUUCUGUGCCUCUAUUGCUCCAAAUACAUCGAAUUACCUUGAACAGCGAGCUCUGCCACACAAUAUAUUUUUUUUCUUUGCCACAAAUCAACUUAAAGGAAAAAAAAGUCAGUCCCAUACGGCAAGUUUAUUUGAGUGAUGGGCGUUGUACGUACAUAUAUUUUUUUUGUAAAUAUUUGAGAGUAUUUUCAUGUUUGGAGUACAAAAAAUAGAUAACAGUCAGUGUUCAGUGGGAGUUGGAUGGUUAAGAAAAGCACCACAAAGUGUUGACUUUGCAUGUGCCAAUGUAUGUCUGUUCUAUUUGAUGUAAGCAAAAACAGUGUAAAAAAAAUAAAUGAUAAUAAUGAUAAUGAGCUUUGGCACUCCGGCGCCUUGUUUUCUUUACCCGAACUCGUUCAAAGGACAGAAUAUGGCUUUAAUUUGGUGAUGGAUUGACUCCCUCCUGUAUGUGCAAGCAUGUUUGUUUUUCGUAACCCUCCGUUCUGUUACCUAGCAACCUUGUGAGAAACUAUGAAUAUCAGAGCGAACGUGCAAGUUUGUUGUGAUGUCUGUCAAAUUAUGAACAUGUAAUAAAUGCGUUUGUUAUCUUUUAUACAAUGAAA
This is a messenger RNA of Nerophis ophidion (straightnose pipefish), 4246 nucleotides long. Its product is annotated as metabotropic glutamate receptor 7-like. The transcript is spliced from 10 exons. The record is from RefSeq and is a predicted model, not a curated record. Gene Ontology annotation, biological process: G protein-coupled glutamate receptor signaling pathway; regulation of synaptic transmission, glutamatergic. Gene Ontology annotation, cellular component: membrane. The coding region runs from base 526 to 3252 and encodes 908 amino acids. NCBI's taxonomy places the organism in Eukaryota, Metazoa, Chordata, Actinopteri, Syngnathiformes, Syngnathidae. Gene Ontology annotation, molecular function: group III metabotropic glutamate receptor activity.